This is a messenger RNA of Lolium perenne, 518 nucleotides long. RefSeq names its product large ribosomal subunit protein eL39. Gene Ontology annotation, molecular function: structural constituent of ribosome. Gene Ontology annotation, biological process: translation. Lineage: Eukaryota; Viridiplantae; Streptophyta; Magnoliopsida; Poales; Poaceae. Gene Ontology annotation, cellular component: ribosome; cytosolic large ribosomal subunit. The record is from RefSeq and is a predicted model, not a curated record.
GGCAGCCCAGUUAUGUUACUGGACUCGGGCCCAGUUGCAGUAGCUAUCCCGUACUUCUAAGAACAACUCAUCGCGGCCUCCAUUCUCCUCUUCCUCCGAUCAGGGUUUCCUCGCGCCGCCGCCGCCUUCGUCCCCGCCGCCAAGAUGCCGUCGCACAAGACCUUCCGGAUCAAGCAGAAGCUGGCCAAGAAGCAGCGCCAGAACCGCCCCAUCCCCUACUGGAUCCGCAUGCGGACCGACAACACCAUCAGGUACAACGCGAAGCGCAGGCACUGGCGCCGCACCAAGCUCGGGUUCUAAGCAGGGGAAGAGAGAGGGAACCGGAUGCUGCCGCUUGGAGAUGGAUCUAGGGUUUAUGAGUUGCCUCAUAUUUCGAUGUUUCUGUAAGCUAGCAAGUGGAUCCGGUUUCCCAAUUUUAAGAAUUUACUUGUGUUGAAGAGAUUAUAUUAGUACUUCUUGUAGCGUACCUGGGAUAUCACCAUGUUGUGCUGAUUCAGAAGCCACUUUUAUCCUGCUUA